This is a messenger RNA of Hypoxylon fragiforme, 3575 nucleotides long. RefSeq names its product Zn-dependent exopeptidase. The record is from RefSeq and is a predicted model, not a curated record. The transcript has 2 exons. Lineage: Eukaryota; Fungi; Ascomycota; Sordariomycetes; Xylariales; Hypoxylaceae. Gene Ontology annotation, molecular function: carboxypeptidase activity. The coding region runs from base 534 to 3233 and encodes 899 amino acids.
GGCAAUUCCCAGUUGGCCCGCAUGCUCCGCAACUACGCAGUACCAACAUCUUGAGAUGGGAAUCUGGACCAUCGAAAUCAUCGAAAUUAUUGAAACAAACCUCACACUUACCCUCACAACCAUAACCUGGAUGUCUGUUUAACUUUAGUUUUCUUUUUUCACAAAAGCUCCAUGUCGUUUGAUGAUACCCUACAUAUUCACUCAAUUUUCUUAACUUAACUACUUAACUACUUACCUAACUCAUAACUCGUGUCUUUUGUCCUUCCCAUGACGACUCAUGUGGUAGUUGGACUGAUGCGUACCUCAUUCCCUUAAUUAACAAUACUUCCUUCUUCGAAUCAUCUCUGCCUCUGCUUUGCACUCCUUUAUCGUGGCCUCAAAUAGUAAUCACUCGUUUAAAACCCACUUAACCAAACCACUAAUAAUCAAAUGCACCUACCUCACCUUUUCUCCAUAUAGUGAAUUUCAUUAACAAUCUUGACCCAACUUUUUAUACUAUCCCUUUUAAAUAUCAAUGCCGUUGUACAGCCAAGAUGCCCUCCGAAAAGUCUCAGUAUAUACCACCACCACCUAUACCUACCUACGAUGAAGCCACCGGUGGCAACUCCUCAAAUUCCCGACAAGACUGGCCCCCUCCUCAUUCACCCAUAGACACGAGACCCGAUCACGAAACCGAAGCGCAGUCACUCCUUUUCUCACGCUCUAGACAGCCGGACUCUUCCAGGCAUGCGCCCGACGGUUACCGACCCCCGUACGUGGAAUCAGACGACGAAGGGUCGCAAUGGACGCUAGAAGAUGACGAUGAUGACAGCAAUGAUGGAGGACAUGCGCGGGUGCGACGUGAUAUGGAGGAGCUGGAAGUGGAAGACCCCUUAGACGAAUCGAGUUCACGAUCAUCAUCAUCAUCGUGGAGGAAACGAAUUGCCUCCUCGUUACCCCAGUGGAAGUGGAAGUGGCGAUUGCGGCUACCUAGAAUCACUGUUCGACUACCUCGCCAAAGUGACGCGGCAAGCCCCGAUACUGAUGAUUCAAGGGAGAUCAGGAGGAGAUGGAAGUUGCCGAAUUUCAACAGUGCUGCUGCCAUACUGCUCGUUGGCAGACUACUCGCAGUUUUCCUUAUCCUCGGUUUCCUAUACCUACUAUUCAUGAGCGAUCUUUUCACCAAUAUGACGAGGCGCAUUGGUGGCCAAAUGUUCGACCCCGAGGCCGUGCGACAAUACGUACAAGACCACGUCGAUGCAGGUAGAAUGAGGAAAACGCUACGGCACGUUACGAACUAUGCGCAUCUCGCAGGGUCAGAAGGCGACUAUGCGCUGGCGAUGGAUGUACGGAAUGAUUUCAUAAAGUAUGGCUUGGAGGACGUUACGGUGGACGAAUACUUUGUGUACCUGAACUAUCCGAAAGAAGACGGUAGAGCCGUGCAGAUCAUGUCCGAGGAUGGGAAAAAAGCCAAGUGGACGGCGGCACUCGAGGAGAAGGAAAUUGGUGGAGCAACAGCAGGUCACCAGACCUUUGCGUUCCACGGCCUCUCGAAGGCAGGUGACGUGAAGGGGCCGUUGAUUUAUGUUAAUUAUGGAUCGAGAGAGGACUUUAAGAGAAUCGCCAGCAAGGGAAUCGAUACGAAGGGCGCGAUCGCACUUGUGCGCUAUUAUGGCACACAAAGCAAUAGGGGUCUCAAGGUGAAGGCGGCAGAGUUGGCGGGAUUCGCUGGUUGUAUCAUAUACAGCGAUCCGGCAGACGACGGCUUCCUAAGGGGAGAUACGGCACCGAAUGGACGAUUCAUGCCCGCAGAUGGUGUACAAAGAGGAUCUGUUGGCUUAAUGAACUGGGUUGUUGGUGACGUACUGACGCCUGGCUGGGAAAGCAAAGAAGGUCAACCUCGGAUGACGAAAGAACAAACCUCAGGCUUGGUCAAGAUCCCAAGUAUACCAGUCUCCUGGCGGGAUGCCCAAGUGCUUCUCCAACAUAUUCAAGGGUUUGGUGAGCCUUGCCCUUCGGAUUGGCACGGUGGUGUGCCUGACGUGGAGUGGUGGUCGGGUAACUCCUCAUCGCCCAUCGUACGACUGAAGAAUGAACAAGAUGAAAAUGAACGCCAGGAAAUCUGGAAUGUUUACGGAAAGAUUAUCGGCAUCGAACAGAGUGAAAAAUCCAUCAUCAUCGGCAACCACCGGGAUUCCUGGUCUUUUGGCGCAAGUGAUCCCGGUGUGGGGACAGCCAUUAUGUUGGAAGUCUCGCGCAUUUUUGGUGACCUGGUAUCCAGGGGCUGGCGACCACUCCGCACCAUCGAAUUCAUGAGUUGGGAUGCCGAAGAGUAUAACGCAAUUGGCAGCACCGAAUUCGUUGAAAACAACCUGGAGGUCUUACAGAAGAAUGCUUUUGCAUACAUUAAUCUUGAUGUCCCUGUGUCCGGUCAGGAAUUCCACGCUGCCGCAUCCCCGAUGUUCCGUAAAGUCCUCUACAAGGUACUUGAUAGAGUCAUCGACCCCAAUUUCAACACUUCGUUGCGAAUGCUAUGGGAAGACCGCAAAGCAGAGCUUGAAGGAUUGGGUGGUGGCAGCGAUUACGUCGGCUUCCUAGACAUGGCUGGCACCAGCUCCAUUGAUAUUCGCUUUGAUGGGGCAGCGCAUCCUUAUCAUUCUGCAUAUGAUAACUUCGAUUGGAUGUAUCAUGUUGGAGACCCUGGCUUCGUUUAUCACACCCUCCUCGGCCAAGUUCUUGCUCUUCUCAUUCUAGAGCUAGCUGAUCGACCUGUUUUGCCUUUUGACAUGGGCAACUAUGCGCUGUCCCUUGGCCGCUAUCUAGGAAACCUAUGGCAACUGGGCCAAGAUAAAGGUGUCAAUGAUCGGUAUAACCUCGACCCCAUCAAGGAUGCCAUCAAUGAAGCCGAGAAGUCAAUCUUGGAGUUUGAAAAAUGGGAGAUUAGCUGGGAGCAAACUGUCGUGUCCUCAGGCGGUUGGGAACCUGUCGGUUUAGGCCAAAAGAGGUGUGACUAUAACAAUCGCAUGGCGAAUUUCGAAACCGGGUUAUUAGACCUGGAGUUCGGUGGUGGAAUACCCAACCGAACACAAUUUAAACAUGUCGUCUUUGGCCCUCAGCUAUGGUCUAGCUCAAAUGAGGCCAAUUUUCCAGGUAUCCGGGAUGCCAUCGAUGCAGAAGACUGGCCCUUGACCCAAAAGCUUAUCGACAAAACCGCUGAUAUCAUAAAGAAAGCCGCCCAUGGGUUGCUGCAAUAAUGGAGUGCUCAGGGGCAGCGUCUGAGCUUUUAAAGAAGUUUUGCGGAUUACAUAUGAAUGCAUUGCUCGGCGUCAUCGGAUUUCAGGGACCAUGUUGUUGUAUUAUACCUAUAGAUGGUUGAUGGUUGACUCCUGUACCCUUUCACUCUAUAGUAUUUCAGGGUAUCAUCACGUAGCUUAGGUACCUAGGGUCAGGCACUCGGACAUAAGGAAUGAAAGAGAUCUUGUUCAAGUAUGAGUUUAUUUAUUUGUAAAGUGCUGUAUGAAGACUUAUAUUGCUCAUUUUCUAGAAUUUAUGGCACAUAGAAGAAGUUCCCGAGGCAGGCCGUCUAUUCAAUCCUU